Molecule: messenger RNA, 868 nt
Organism: Manis javanica (Malayan pangolin)
Lineage: Eukaryota; Metazoa; Chordata; Mammalia; Pholidota; Manidae
Product: keratin-associated protein 13-2-like
Source: RefSeq, a predicted model, not a curated record
GAAUCUGUUUCCUGUAACACAGCUGAACUCACGUUGCCUGUCAACAUGUCCUACAACUGCUGCUCCAGAAACUUCUCCUCCUGCUCCCUUGGGGGCUACCUGCGCUACCCAGGCUCUUCCUACCCCAGCAACCUGGUCUACAGCACCGACCUCUGCUCUCCCAGCCCCUGCCAGCUGGGCUCCUCUGUCUACAGGGGCUGUCAGGAGGCCUGCCGUGAGCCUGACAGAUGCCAGACGUCCUGUGUGGAGCCCAGUCCCUGCCAGGUGUCCUGCUACCGCCCGAGGACCUCCACGCUCUGCAGUCCCUCCCUGUCAACUUACUCUGGGUCUCUGGGCUGUGGGUCCAGCAGCUUCUCCUCCCAGGGCUGUGGACCCAGUGGCUUCAGACCCCUGGGUUAUGGAGUCUGUGGUUUCCCUUCCCUGGGCUAUGAAUCCAGAUUCCGCCACCCAAUCUUCUCUGCCUCCAGAAGCUGCCAAUCAUCAUGUUACAGGCCGACUUGUGGCUUUGGUUUCUAUAGACCAAUCUGUUGAGGGUCCAGAUCUUUUUGAGUAUUGAGGUAAAAGUCUCUACUUAGUACCAUCAUCAUUUUCAUUUUCCCCAGUUACCACCUUUCUUUUAUUCUUAAGUCAUCAGUUUCUUGCAUUACCAAUUUUUGGCAGGUUCUGAGCUUAGUGAGUAACCCAAAAUUAUGUCCUAAUAUCUGUACUACUGAUAAAAUGUAUGUUAUUGGAUUUUCAUUGAAGAGCAAUUGAAAAUGAAAAUUUUAAUUGAAUAAAUACAUGUAAUCUGGCACCUAAAAAUAUUGUUCAUCUUAUUGUUAUUAUCAUUUGUCUAUGGUUUCUAUAAUCAGAGAUUUGAGUGGGUUCA